Messenger RNA from Effrenium voratum, 4998 nucleotides. NCBI's taxonomy places the organism in Eukaryota, Dinophyceae, Suessiales, Symbiodiniaceae. The record is from the annotation of a GenBank genome assembly.
AUGGCCAUGCGCUUCAUGAACGGGCUGAGCAGCAUCAUGAACGCUCUGGGCUCCCCCUCGGCGCUUAAGAUCAUCGUGGAGACCCUGGGCUUUCAGCAUUUGGACCUGGACGUCACGGUGCCACGGGUGGCGAUCUUCCGGGAUGCCAUCGUUGACCUUUUCGACAUGGAGCUCGGGCCCAGGUUCAACUCGAAAGCACGGGCUGGGCUUUCCGCCAUCAUGAACUAUGUUGGGGGUGCCUUUAUCUACAUCCGCAGGGAGUACGCAGGGCGAAUACGCAUCAUCAACUCCAGCUGGAGAACCGCCAACAACAAGGCGGAUGAUGAAGGCUUCAAGGAGGAAGAAGUCAAGGCGGAAGGUCAGGAAGAGGGCCAACAACAUAGCCAGCCGGAAGCACGUCAGACAGGGGAGGACAUCCACAAGGCCAAAUCCGUGGAGAAGCCCCGUGAGACGAGUGGAAAGAUCUCAACGCAGGUCCAGGUGCCACGGACUUUUAGCGAGAUGUUUCUGUUCAACGCGGCGGUCAUGGGUUUCGGCAACAGCAUGUGGAUGCAUUUGGUGCUGGAGCAGUUUGACAAUAUGGUGACAAACGUUGCCAACUCCUACAGACUACAGGAAGAGUGCGAUGUGCUCUCUUUGGUGCUGGCGCAGUACGAGGGGGAGAUCAUCUUGGUGGAAUUCAAGGCUGUGAUGUUGGCCUCGCUGCGCUCUUUGGUGCCCAAGGACUGGGAUUCUGCGCACGAGGUGGCCUGGAAUUGGUUCUGGGAGAACGUGGAGAGGAUGUUGAGGUCCCAGAUGGGAAAGCCCGCAGCGCAACAGAAGGCGUUGGAGCACAUGAUCAUGUGCCUCACAGAGGACAACCUGAUCUACUUGCGCAGGGAGAUCUACAAAAGGUUCUUCACCCUGGCGCCGGCGGGGCAGGACCACUUCAAGCAGUCCACCACCCGGCUCUACUGGAUCGCUGACAAAGUCAUGGAAAUGACCACUGAGAUGUACCGAGUCCCAAAGAAGCUGGUUGAGGACAUCUCGGCGCUGGGCUUGCGGCAUGUUGGCUAUGGCAUCCCCACGGAGUUCUUCGCGCCCUUUGUGUCUGCGGCAGUGGAUGCAGUGAAAUCCAUUGAUCCGGAGGAACUUGCUCAAGAAGCCUUCCGGUGGUCGCUGACUCUGGUCUCCAAGAUUUUGGUCCGAACGAUCUUGGAGGGCUCGACCAUUGUGAUGAAGGCCAUCAACACCAACGAUGCAAAGCAGCUGAAGAAAGCCAUCUCGGUGUCGCCUCGUGGUAAGCGUGCCUCGGAGCUGCUCAACAUCACGGUGGGCACUCAGUCCAUCUCGCCGCUGUAUUGGGCCAUCGAGAGCGGAAGCCUCAACACGGCCAAGGCCAUGCUUGAGGACCUCCUGGUGAUCAGAGCAGAUCGAGACAACUAUUACUACGGCUGCGAUCAGCUUUUCCUCCGGCACCCAGAGAUCAUCCACAAGCUGAACAGCGAUGCCCCGAACCUGCUGCCCACGCUGCUGGACGGUCUUAUCUGGCGCUCCCGGCUCAUCUACAACGGCCAGCGCCGCGUGAAUUACUACGUGAAGCACUUGGUCCAGGAUUCCGAGGGGUACUUCAACUCAGCCUUGGGGUGGAUUGUGGAAGGUCAGGACCCGAAGAUCAUUUGCCACGACGUGGUGGUGCUCUUCUCCGACAUGCUCUGGUCGGGCCUGGCGGGCCACUCCUUCCUGCUGGGCAGGUGUUACUUCCUCUUCUCCCUGGCGGUGUUCAUCACCGGCCAGUCUGUGCUGCCACAGUUGCACCAGGACCCGGCCAGCCAGUCGGAUGCGGAGCGCAUCGGCAUUUUUGCCUGCCGGAUUUUCAUCUACGUCUUCAGCAUGGGCCAGCUUUUGAUAAGCCAGGUGCGAUGUUUGAUCGGAGACUGCCGGGAGGGCAACAUUGUGCGGCUGUUCGGGUGCCUUCCCUUCCCGCAGUACCUCACCAGCAUGAUGCAAGUGGGGAAUCUGGCACUGAUGCUGUGCCUGUUGAUUCUUUGCACUCAGGACCCCAUCUUCCACUGCAUGGGCAAGGGGGAGGGGCCACUCUUCACCCAGCACUGUGGGCAAGAGCAGAGCGAGGUCUACGCGACAGUGUCCAUGGCGGCCAUGCUGCUGUACUGGGCGCUGCUGCUGGACCUCACUAUCUUCUCCAUGCAAAUUUCGGCCUUCACCUUGGUUUGCGGGCGAGUGCUCAGCGAACUGGGGCUCUUCGUGGGCUCAUUGAUCUUCCUGAUCAUCACCUUCUCCAGCUCAAUCAGUGCGCUGAACCACACCUGCAGCGACUUCACCAACAUUCCGGUGGGUGCCCUCUCGCUGAUGGAGAUCUCUUUGGGGAUGUUCCCCUCUGAGCACUUUGACGAGAUCCAGCAGGAAGUCGCGGUGCUUCUGACUGUGAGUCUUUUCAUUAUUGUGGUGAUUAUCUUCCUCCUCAACCUCUUGGUGGCCCAGUUGAACGGCGCCUAUGGGGCUGUGUACGAUGACAUGGUGGGCUAUGCGCGCCUCACCCGAGGAAGCAUCAUCGUUACGGCGCUAGAGGGUAUCUCCACGAAGCGCUGGCACAAGUACCUGGAGACCCUCCGCUUUGAGGAGCGUCUGGAGUUCAACGAGGGGGACGUGGGCCUGGCGGGCGGGAUCCAGGUGACCGAACCCGCCAAUGAGCACCCGACCACCGUGGAGAACAUCCGGCGCUUUGGGGGGUCCACAUCGCCGGCGAUGCCGUGGCCGGCAGAUGACCACGAAAAGCACGGCGACGAGGCGGAGGACAAGCUGGACCGCUUGGAGAAGAUCAUCCUCAGGGCGACCAAGAAGAUGAGCGGCAAGAAGCGGGGCACCAACCAGGGCUCCUCCAUGGCCUCGGGAGUGUCGCAGCAGUCCGGGGGCAGUUCCCAGGCGUCUUCGAGACUGCGGCGGCAUCGCGUGGCCCUGGCCGCUGUGACCCCCGCGCUGCUGGCCCUGGCUCGGAAGUCGUCCUCCGGCGGCGCAGCCCAGGCGGACUUCCUGAAAGUCCUCCGGCGGAAGCGUGCCAGCCUAGAGGAGGCAGAGGCGGCAGCCUCGGGCCUGCGGGUUGCAGGCCAUCUCAGUGGUGUCCGAGGCUACUCUUCAGCCAUCGUCGCCUCAAGCAAAGGGCGCAAGUGGCAGCUGGCCCUCCAGCUCUUCGACGAGAUGUUGGAGUGCGGCCUGCGUCCGACGGCCUCCGCCUUUGCGGCCUGCGAGGCGGCAUGUGACGAAGGCGGCCAGCCGGCUUUGGCCGCGCGUGUCCGGGAGUCCGCCGGUGCGGACGGGCUGCGGCCGAAGGUGGCACCGGGCAAAGUGGCGCUGCAGGAGGCGAGCAGUGGGGUUUUGUACUCCAAGGGCGCGUUGUGCACGCGCUUCCGGCAGAAGGACGCAGCCCCCGAGAGGCUGACGGAGGCUGCCGAGCUGCUUCGCUCGGGGGGCCACUUCGAGGAGACUCUGAGCUAUACCACCGCCCUGCGAAACUGUGAACAUGGGCAUCAUUGGGAGUGGGCGCUGAGCCUGCUGGAUGAGAUGCCGGCACGGAAGGUUGAGCAGGACGUGGUCACGUACAACGUGGCCAUCGCCGCCUGCGGGCGCGCGCAGCAGUGGGAGCGAUCCCUCUUGUUGCUGGAAGGCAUGCCGAGAGUGAGCAUCGACCCAGACUUCGAGACCUACCAAGCCGCAUCCCUGGCGUGCAGCCGCAACAACGAGUGGGAGAAGGCGCUGAGCUUUUUGGCCAUCGCCCAGUCGUUGAAGGUUGCCAAUGCGGAGUCCUGGCACAUCGGCAUGAUGGCCUGUGCCAGCGCCGGCGCCUGGGAGGCAACGCUGGAGAUGUUGGACUGCGCGGGAAGCGACGGCUCCCCGAAAGACGUGUCGCGGGACCUGAUGUGCUACGGCGUGGCCCUGUAUGCGUGCAUGGAGGCGGGGCGGUGGCCUUUGUGCCUGUCCUUGCUGGAGCGCAUGCGUCGAGAGGAGGUGGAAGCGGAUCAGGUGGCCCUGGCCUGCGCGACGCAAGCCUGCCGCGACGGCAGGAAUGCGGAUGCUGCGGACGACAUCGUGAGCGAGAUGAGGCUGAAGAAGAUGAAUUUCAACAUCGCGGAGGUGCUGAAUGAGGCCACGGUGGCUGUGGACUUCCCAGAGGUGCGGAGCCCUGUGCCGAUCGGGGCGCUGAGGCCGAUGGCACAGAAGGAGGUGAGCCUCUACAAGUGGAUCAGGCAGCGAGCGACCCCUGGGGACGUGUCUUCGGUGAUCCAGGUCAUCGAGGAAUUUGCGGAGGAGCGAAGCUGGUUGAAGAUCCAGGGGGAGCAGAAGAAAGAGCUCCUCGAGGCGAGCCUUCGGCCGGAAGACCGCAUCGUGGAGUUUGGGUGCUACGUCGGGUACUCCUCGAUGGUCAUGGCCAAGAAGCUGCGGGAGCUGGGAGGCCACGGCAGCGUCACCACCUGCGAGGUGGACGCAGCCAACGCCUACGUGGCACGCGGUGUGCUGCAGUUUGCCGGCGUGGAGGGAGAGGUGCAGGUCCGGGUGGGGUGUGCGUGCGACUGGGUGGCCACCGGCCAGCUGGGCACCAUCGACUUCCUGCUGCUGGACCACAGAGGAACAAUCUACCACGAGGAUUUGCAUGCUGCAGAGCCCAGCCUGUCGGAGGAUGCCGUGGUCUUCGCGGACAACGUGCUUUACCCCGGCGCGCCGCUGUUCCUGCAUUACAUCGACGUCCAGGGCUAUGAGAUCGAGAUCCAUGAGCUCAAGGAGUUCAAGCGCCCGGACCUGGAUGACUGGGUGGUGAAAUGCCGGCCGCCUCCUGCCGCAGAGCGCAAAGAAAUGCCGGAAUCCACCCCUGCGGAGUUCCGCCGACUUUCGGCAGAGGUGGAUGCCAUCUCCUGGCGGAGUCAAGAGCAGAAAGUGGACUGGGUCGCCUUCCAGGAGCGGCUGAAGCCUGUCUUCUACGCCUGGAAGGAGGAGAAAGGCCUUUAG